Molecule: messenger RNA, 2511 nt
Organism: Bombina bombina (fire-bellied toad)
Lineage: Eukaryota; Metazoa; Chordata; Amphibia; Anura; Bombinatoridae
Product: protocadherin gamma-B2-like
Exons: 3
Coding region: 1-2511 (836 amino acids)
Biological process (GO): homophilic cell-cell adhesion
Cellular component (GO): plasma membrane
Molecular function (GO): calcium ion binding
Source: RefSeq, a predicted model, not a curated record
AUGGCGUGUGCUGUGGCCACACAGCAGGACAGACACAACAAGGUGCCGGAUGGUUUGGGAGCCUGCUGGGCUCAGAGACUCUGCUAUUCAUUCUCUAGUGACCUCCAUUAUUCUAUUUUUGAAGAAAUUAGAAAAGGAUCUAUUAUAGGAAAUUUAGCAAAUGAUCUUGGAUUGAACAUUAAGGAUCUGUCAUCUAGAAAAUGUCACAUUGUUUCCCAUGUUGCAGAGAAAUAUUUUACAGUCAGCCUAGAAAAUGGAAAUUUAUAUGUCAGAGACAGGAUAGACAGAGAGACCCUGUGUGGAGUAGUAGACCCAUGUUUUCUAGCAUUUGAUGCAUUGGUUGAAAAUCCUUUGAAUGUUUUUCAUGUUAAGAUUGAAAUUCAAGAUAUAAAUGACAAUGCUCCAAAGUUUUUUCAUGAAAUAAUUAAGUUAGAAAUUCUUGAAUCAACAUUACCAGGAGCCCGAUUUCUAUUGCAAAAUGCGGGUGACCUGGAUUUAGGAAUGAACUCAAUAAAAAAUUAUAAGCUUAGUGUCAACCAACAUUUUACUUUAGGAGAAAAGACUAAUGCUGAAGGUGUUAUUUUUCCAGAAAUGGUUUUAGAAAAGUCUUUAGACCGAGAAACACAAAACUUUUAUGAGCUUAUUUUAAUAGCCUCUGAUGGAGGAAAACCCCCUAAAACAGGCACUGCACUAGUUAAAAUUAGCAUUCUUGAUGUUAAUGAUAAUUUUCCUGUCUUCUCCCAAGAUGUGUAUAAAAUUUCUGUAAUUGAAAAUGUACCAGUCAACACUUCAGUUCUUCAACUGCUAGCUAAUGAUAAAGAUGAAGGCUCAAAUUCACAAAUCACAUACUCCUUUAGCAAUAUUCAAGAAGAUGCAUUAAAACUUUUUAGCAUUAAUGCAAAUACUGGAGAGAUUAAAACUAACAAAAACCUAGACUAUGAAUUGGCUAACAUUUAUGAAAUGUUUGUACAAGCUCAAGAUGGAGGAGGUCUUGCUACACAUACAAAUGUUAUAAUAAGUUUAAUUGAUGCAAAUGACAAUGCACCUGAGAUAACUAUUAAUUCAAUCACUAGCCCUGUCUCUGAGGAUGCCUUACCUGGAACGGUGGUGGCACUGAUUAAUGUCCACGAUAAAGACUCUGGAGAAAAUGGAGAAGUCAUAUGUCAGAUUACAGAUACAACAUUUAAAUUGUCAUCAUCAACUGGCAGCUAUUAUAAAAUACUUACUACAAAGCCCAUUGACAGAGAAAAAAAACCACAACAUAAUAUCACUGUUAUAGCAACUGACAAAGGAUCUCCCCCAUUGUCCACUACAAAAGCAAUUACAUUAGAUAUAUCUGAUGUAAAUGAUAACCCACCUAUUUUUGAGAAACCUUCAUACCUUAUUUAUGUUUCAGAAAAUAACUCCCCUGGAACAUCAAUAUACAGCAUACAUGCUUCAGAUCUUGAUUUUGAAGAUAAUUCUAAACUUACAUAUUCAAUUUUUAAUACCAUAAUGGAGGAUUCUCCUCUUAGCCUGUAUAUAUCAAUAAAUCCUGUAACCGGAGUUCUUUAUGCACAACAGGCAUUUGACUAUGAACAUCAGAAAGAAUUUAAUUUCUGGGCAAUGGCUAGAGACAAUGGAAGUCCUUCUUUGAACAGCAAUGUAACUGUUAAGAUUUGUGUUAUAGAUCUGAAUGACAAUACACCAAACAUUCUUUACCCUUCUCAAGAAAUUGAUGGUUCAACCUUGUUUGAGAUGGUUUCUCUAGCCUCUGAACCAGGAUAUAUAGUUACUAAAGUGGUGGCAGUGGAUGCUGACUCUGGCCACAAUGCUUGGCUUUCUUAUCAUCUAAUACAAACUUCAGAACCAUCAUAUUUCAACAUUGGUCAGGCUACUGGUGAGAUCAGGACACUGCAUGGCUUUCAAGAGAAAGAUGCUUUACGCCAAAAGGUUGUUGUUAUGGUUAAGGACAAUGGAAAUCCUUCUCUCUCAACCACAGUUACAUUAAAUAUAAUUGUUGCAGAAAGUUUUCAGCAAAUUCUUCCAGAACUUGAUAGUCAACCUAAAGAUUUUAACUCUCAGUCUAAUUUACAAUUCUAUUUAGUAAUUGCCUUAGCACUGAUCUCUUUUUUAUUUAUGUUUACUGUAAUUUUUGCAGUUAUAUCAAAAUACAGGAAACUUCAACCAUCUCCAGCUUUUAAUGCCUUAAAUACAAACAUAUAUUCUCAAGUUGAUCCCAGAGUUUUGUCAAGGUAUAGUAAUGGUUCAUUGCCAAUGCCUUUCUCUUAUGAUGUCUGUGUGGCACUGGAUUCUAAUAAAAGUGACUUUUCUUUUCUAAAACCUAACCAAAAUGCAACAAUACCCAAUCUCAUUGACUCUGAAAAUACAGGAACAGAAAAUGAAGACACACAAGAAACUGAAACUACUACUAAUAUUGUUGAGUCCAUGAAUUUCAGUUGUCCUGCAGUUCCACUUUUACGCCUCAAAGCGCCGCUGUUUACUAAGAAGGUGAAUAAGCUGAAAAAGUGA